Molecule: messenger RNA, 4770 nt
Organism: Onychostoma macrolepis
Lineage: Eukaryota; Metazoa; Chordata; Actinopteri; Cypriniformes; Cyprinidae
Gene: rxfp2a
Product: relaxin family peptide receptor 2a
Exons: 19
Coding region: 860-3031 (723 amino acids)
Biological process (GO): G protein-coupled receptor signaling pathway
Cellular component (GO): membrane
Molecular function (GO): protein binding; G protein-coupled receptor activity
Source: RefSeq, a predicted model, not a curated record
UAUAGAUACAGUUUGCUGCUGAGAUAUUUCUAUUGCCCAUACUUAGGCCUAUGGGUUCAUUCUAAACCUUUAUCCUCAAUUAUUAAACUUGUUCAGAUGUGCUAACUUUUUUUAAGUGAUGAUGUUUACAAUUUUCACCUGACAGAUGAUAAAGCAGGUCAAAAAAUUAGCCCCAGGGCAUAUUUAGAGUCUAGUUGCACCGCAUGACACAUCACUUUGUCAAACCUGCUCUGGUGCCAGACACAUCUUGUGACAAGAUGGCGCCAGUGUUCGUGGCCUGCAGUCUGCUUCUCAGUCUGUUUGUCUUCGCUCUGUCCGCUUUUCUGUGUUCUUCCGUUACGAGUUCGCCAGCUUUGUUACAGUAUGAUCGUCAAACUCUGUUUGCGAUAAGAUCUUCGACGUAAGAGUCACAUACCGUUUUGCUGAGUGGAUUUGACGCCCAUCUUCCUCCUGUCCAGUGUUGGUCACUGACUUGUUUCUGUCGGCUGCCCUUCAUUCCUCGCUGGAAAAGGCAUCGAAGAAGACGCGGAACUCGAGGUGGCUUUUUAGUCAAGCUAAAGGCAAGUCUAUCUGUGCAGCUGCCGUUGUAACGUUUUCCCCUGAUUGACUACUAAGGGAAAGUAUUGUUCUAUCGUCUUGUGCUCUAUGGAGAUACCAUAUCAAUGGAUUAUUCCAACGUAAAAUCUACGGUCCCUGCAUCGCGAAUUGGGAUGGUGUUCAGUAGAGUAGCGGUGCAGAAUAUUUUGGCUGGUGGCUGCAGCUGCCGCAGUUCGGAUGCCCCUGAUGACAUGGUGAUAGGGAUGUGUCUGACCACACUGGGACUCCCGGUCACACACAGCCCGCUUUUCCAUCAGCAUCCAUGAUGGCUGGCAGGGCGGUGACAGAAAGUUGCCCUCUGGGUCAGUUCCCUUGUGGAAACAUAAGUGUGUGUUUGCCCCAGGUCCUUCAGUGCAAUGGCCACAGGGACUGCAAGAACGGAGCAGAUGAGGAACACUGCGGGGACAACAGCGGAUGGGCGGAUAUCUUUGAUCGCACUAUUAAAAAGGCAGAGCCACGGGACCUUCCUAAUGACUGCUUUGUGCAGCAGUACCCGGAGAGCUGUGAUUGCAUUAAGACGGAGGUGGAAUGUGUUGACGUGAACCUGCAUGUUGUACCUGUCCUCUCCUCCAAUGUGACUUGGUUGUCUCUGAAGAACAAUAGGAUUAGGAAUUUGGAUGAUUACAUCUUCUCCAAAUACGCACAUCUGCAGAGGCUGUUUCUUCAGAACAACAUAAUUCAAAUGGUCUCAAGCCGUGCCUUCAGUGGACUGUUCACUCUAGAAAAACUGUUUCUCAGCCAAAACCACAUAACCUAUUUAGGACCAGGUGUAUUCAGAGAUCUACACAAAUUAGACUGGCUAGUAUUGGAUCACAAUCCACUUAAAAGUGUCACCUGUGAUACUUUCAUCGGUCUGAGGUCGCUGACAUUUCUAUCAAUGGUAAACACGUCCCUGAUGUGGCUGCCUGAUUCGAGUUUCUGUCAGCACAUGCCCUUGCUCAGCUGGCUGGACUUUGCUGAGAACCACGUUGAGUUGCUGAAUUAUUCCACUCUGAAGACCUGUACCGAGCUCACAGUGCUAUCACUGCAUGACAAUAAAAUCAAGAUCCUUCCAGAAAACACCUUUCAUUCUCUUGGAUCUUUGGUUGAACUAGAUUUGUCUUGCAACAGAAUUGCCGAUCUUCCUAAAAACACUUUCAGGAGUUUACAAUAUCUGCAGAAACUCAACAUAUCCCAUAAUCCCUCACUCCAUAUUCAUGCCAGCUACUUCGAUCACCUAGUCCAACUUCAGUCUCUAAGUCUGGAGGGCAUUGAAAUUCCUGAUAUAAGCACCAAGAUGUUUCUUCCAAUGAGGAACUUGUCCCACAUAUAUUUUAAGGAUUUUCAGUACUGUUCCUAUGCCCCACAUGUUCGGAAAUGUAAACCUAAUACAGAUGGCAUUUCAUCAGUGGAAGACCUGUUAGCCAGCCGUGUUCUGCGGGUGUCCGUCUGGGUUAUGGCCUUCAUCACCUGCUUUGGAAAUCUCUUUGUUAUCGGAAUGCGCUCCUUCAUUAGAGCAGAGAACAACUUGCAUGCAGCCUGCAUCAAAGUCCUGUGUUUUGCUGACUGUCUGAUGGGAGUCUAUCUUUUCUUCCUGGGGAUAUUUGAUGUGAAAUUUCGGGGCGAAUAUAACCGGAAUGCUCUUAUCUGGAUGGAUAGCGUGGAAUGCCGAACGAUUGGCUUUCUCGCCAUGCUCUCCUCUGAAGUAUCUGUUCUCCUCCUCACCUACUUGACACUAGAGAAAUUCCUAGUCAUUGUUUUCCCGUUUAGCCAUCUGCGGCCUGGGAAGCUGCAGACAGUGUUGGUUCUAGCCUUCAUCUGGAUUCUGGGAUUUGUCAUAGCAGCUGUUCCCUUACUAAAUGAAGACCUGUUCGGGAACUAUUAUGGGCGAAAUGGAGUUUGCUUUCCUCUGCACUCUGAUAGGCUGGAGAAACCAAUAGCCAAAGGAUACUCCACAGGGAUAUUUCUAGGUCUUAAUCUGGUGGCGUUCUUGGUGAUUGUCGUUUCCUACUCCAGCAUGUUCUGUUCCAUUUAUAAAACCGGCAUCAAUGCCACAGAUGUGCGCAGUCGGCUACACAAAGAUGUGGCCGUGGCCAACCGCUUUUUCUUUAUUGUGUUCUCUGACGCCCUCUGCUGGAUACCCAUAUUUUUGGUCAAAACACUCUCUUUGCUGAAAGUUGAGAUUCCAGGGACGAUAAACUCCUGGGUGGUGAUUUUCAUUCUUCCAAUCAACAGUGCUCUUAACCCCAUCCUCUACACCCUGACCACCAGCUUCUUCAGAGAGCAGGUGGAGCUUCUUCUUUGCCGCUGGCAGCGGCGCUCGGUGUCAAAGAAAGACCGUAAGAGUCUCACCAGCUCCACCAUCUACAUGGAGUCCUCUCGCAAUGCAGAAUACCCUGCAAAAAUUUCCUUGCCACGACUGUCUUUGGCAGACAUGGAUAACCAAUAUGGGUGAAAGAGUCAGUGAGUAAAUGGUAUCAUGCUGUAGGGCUAUCAUAAUCAUUAUCUAUGUUCAGACUGGAGAAUGACGGUCUUUGUUGGAACAAUUUAGGUGAAAGGAUGGAACUGUGAUUUUUGCCAUUUGGGUUCCAGUAUGGAGUGCUCUUUUUAGAUACAUGACUCUAGCUUCACUGUUUUCUCCAUUAGGAGAAGCAUUUUUGAUCACUUCCAUUUCCCCCUAAACACCAUGUCUGGUUCACAGUCCCUGAGCUGGGCUUGUUGUUUGUCUCAAAAGCUUUUAAAGAAGAAAAUCAAUGUCUACAAAACGCAAUGCACAAGACUGUCAGAGCUCAUCUUAAAGGGAUCCAAGGAACUUUAAAGCAUUAUUUACAUGAAGGUCAUUUUUUUAAUGGAAAUGUUUCUAUAAUGUGGAAGAAGUUAUUUGUAAUAUACAGCAGAUGUUUUUUUUUUUUAAUGCUUGCUCUGCUAUUUCACAGAAAAGACACAUGAAAGGGAAUGCCUCAGAGUUGUUUUGGUCAACAAAGUAAAUUGUACCUGACUGAACAGAAGCAUGCAAGCAAGAUAAAGUGGUGCAUAUCAUUCAGCCAUAAGAUAAUACAGUGUUUUGUUUUUGUUUGUUUUAUUGUUCUUUUUUUUUUUUUUACAACGAUGUGAAAGCAUUUUAUUUUUAUACUCAUGUAGACUAUUUAUAAGUUGGAUUUUUUUCUACCCAUCUCAAGAUAUGUGAACAAAUAUUCAAAGUCAGCUGUAAAUAUGUUAAUAGUUUGAAUGCUCGUGGAAUUUGUCAAGAAAUAUAUAAUUGACAAUCUGAAGGAGUUCAUAUACCAGUGACACUAUAAGCCAAGGAUAUCCUUGUACUUCAAUCAUUGUAUGACACAGAGAUUUUAAACUCUUAGUAUAAAAAAGCCUGUUGAUUGUUUAUAAUUUAUCAUAAAAGACAGUAUACUCCAUGAAUGAGUGAUCUUUCUCAAAUUCUCGUGCAGUUUUUCAAAACGUAUAUCAAACACAACACAGCUUACACUGCUGGUCAAUAGUUAUUCAAAGAAGUCUCUAAUGCUCCCCAAGGCUUAUUACAAUUUGCACGCGAUCCUUUAAAAAGCAUUGUAAUAUAUAUUUUUUGUGAUCAAGAAACAUUUCUUAUUAUCAAUGUUGAUAACUGUUUUUUUGCAGCCUAAUAUUUUUGUGCAAUUGUGAUACACUGCCACUCAAAAAUUUCAUUAAAGUGACCAAAAUUUACAUUUAUAUGCUAACAUUACAAAAGAUUUCUAGUUCAGAUAAAUUCAGUUUAUUGAACUGUCUGUUCACCAAAAAACCCUAAAAAAUAAUAAAACAAAAAUAUUUUCAAAUACUGUUUUCAGUAUUGAUAAUAAGAAUUAUUAAUAAUUGAGAACCAAUAGUAGCUUAAAUGGAUAACAGACACAAAACAGCAUACUGAAAAUUAAUCAUAAUCAUUUUUCACAAUAUUACAGUUUUGACUUUUUGAUCAAAUAAAUGCAGCCUUGUGAGCAUAAGACUGAGGCUAUUUUUUUUUUUUUUAAUGAAUUGUUACAAACUUUUAACUGGUGAUGUAUACAUUUUUGCUUCUGUAAAGUCGGUGCUGUGAACAUUCUGAUAUUCAGUUUUGUACCAUUUGUACUACACAAUUAAAUUACAACAUGUUUUCAAACUACAUUGGGAGAGACUUGGGGAGAAACGUCAAAAUGUGCAGUUUUAAUGAAAUUGUGCUCGUUUAAA